Lottia gigantea (owl limpet) is the source of this 462-nucleotide messenger RNA. RefSeq lists its product as hypothetical. Bases 1 to 462 code for a protein of 153 amino acids. The record is from RefSeq and is a predicted model, not a curated record. Lineage: Eukaryota; Metazoa; Mollusca; Gastropoda; Lottiidae. The transcript has 3 exons.
AUGAAUAAUUUUAUUAGUUUAUUAAAUACAACAUUACAUCAAGAAAAAGUUGGUGAUGAUAAGUCUGAUGAUGAAGCUACUAUAGAAGAAGAAACAUUAAAACCUAUAGAGGAGAUUGAAGAAGAUAUAUUUGAUGAACCAAAGUCUAACAGUGACAACUUACAACAAUCAGAUAAUAAUUAUCUAGAUAAUACCAUACCUAAAUCUGUCUCAAUGCCAAGUAUUGAAACUUUAGCUGAUACAUCCAGAUUGAUGCAAAGAAUACAACUUUUACAUACUGAUUGUGUAAAGGGAGUAGGUGUAGAAAGAUUAAAAAGAGCCUAUGAUAUUUUAAAUAACAUAGAAGAUGAUGAAGUUGAACCCAAAUUGGUAGCAUUGCUUGGUAAAGAUGAUUUUGAUGAAUAUGCUGGUAAAAUCUGGCAAUUGAAGUUUUGUGAAGAAUCAUUAUUUACUGCUAUAUAG